AUGGAGAACAACGGCCAUCCGACGUUCUCUGAACCGGCAGUGUUCAACAAACGAGAUGAGACCGAUAGCACAUCUACUAUCCUUGAUGAGCCAGAUUCGUCGCCAACCCCCCGUCCCGCCGAUGUCUCUCGCGCCGAGGAUUGGGGUUUGAUGCCGGAGAUCAAGAAACAGCACGAGCGGGAUGUUGCAUCCGGAUCCAAACGCCGCGAGCUCGGCGUCACAUGGAAGAACCUCAGUGUCGAAGUCGUCAGCGCCGACGCUGCGGUCAAUGAAAACUUCUUCUCGCAGUUCAACAUUCCUCAGCAUAUUCGGGAAUCUCGCAACAAACCUGCACUGCGGACAAUCCUCCAUGAGAGCCAUGGCUGCGUCAAACCGGGAGAGAUGCUUCUUGUCCUGGGCCGUCCGGGUUCCGGUUGUACGACCUUACUCAAAAUGCUUUCCAACCAUCGGCUUGGUUACAAGAGCGUUCAGGGUGAUGUGCGAUUUGGUUCUCUCACCCCGGACGAGGCCUCUAAGUAUCGAGGCCAGAUUGUGAUGAAUACCGAGGAGGAGCUGUUCUUUCCGACGCUGACUGUAGGACAAACACUGGAUUUUGCAACACGACUCAAGGUUCCCUCCAACCUCCCGGACGGGUUCAACUCCCCGGAAGCUUACCAGCAGGAAACCCAAGAAUUCCUCCUCAAGUCAAUGGGGAUUUCUCACACCUCAGACACGCGCGUGGGCAAUGAGUACGUGCGGGGUGUUUCUGGGGGUGAACGGAAACGUGUGUCAAUUAUCGAAUGUCUUGCCACUCGCGGGUCUGUCUUCUGUUGGGACAACAGCACACGAGGCCUCGACGCCAGCACUGCCCUCGACUGGGCGAAAGCCGUUCGCGCCAUGACCGAUGUCUACGGCUUGGCCACCAUCGUCACUCUCUACCAAGCAGGCAAUGGUAUCUAUGACCUAUUCGAUAAAGUCCUGGUUUUGGAUGAGGGCAAACAGAUCUAUUACGGCCCCAUGUCUCAGGCUCGGCCCUUCAUGGAAGACCUCGGAUUUGUCUGUCGUGAAGGAUCAAACGUUGCAGAUUUCCUGACUGGUGUCACCGUCCCCACUGAGCGCAAGAUCCAACCAGGGUAUGAGAGCAAAUUCCCACGCGAUGCGGAUGAGCUAUUGGCUGCCUAUCAAAAAUCACCCAUCAGUGCUCAGAUGGCAGCAGAAUAUGACUAUCCUGACACGGUUGCGGCGCGGGAGCGGACUCAAGAGUUUGAGCUUGCAAUAGCCAAAGAUCGAGCGAAACAAUUGCCCAAACACAGUCCGUUUACUGUCGAUUUUAUGCAGCAGGUUAAAACAUGCAUUGUUCGCCAGUAUCAAAUCAUCUGGACCGACAAAGCUACCUUGGCCAUCAAGCAGAUCUCUACUUUGCUUCAGGCAUUGAUUGCUGGCUCCCUCUUCUACAACGCCCCCAACACCUCCGGCGGAUUAUUUGUUAAAUCAGGCGCUCUGUUCUUCUCAUUGCUUUACCACAGUCUCUUGGCCAUGUCCGAGGUCACUGAUUCCUUCAGUGGUCGACCGGUCUUGAUCAAACAUAAAGCUUUCGCCUUUUUCCACCCAGCCGCAUUCUGCGUUGCUCAGAUCGCCGCCGACAUUCCCGUUCUUUUCUUCCAAAUCAGUAUCUUCGCAAUCAUCGUAUACUUCAUGGUUGGUCUUACAAUGUCGGCAUCUGCGUUUUUCACUUACUGGGUUUUGAUCUUCGUAACCGCCAUGGUGAUGACCGCGUUGUUCCGUGCCGUUGGUGCCCUCUUCGGCACAUUUGACGGGGCGUCCAAGGUGUCUGGCUUCCUGAUUAUGGCCCUGAUCUUGUACACUGGCUAUCAAAUUACCAAGCCCGAGAUGCAUCCCUGGCUUGGCUGGAUUUACUGGAUCAACCCUCUGGCUUAUGCUUUCGACGCGAUGCUAUCAAAUGAGUUCCACAACAAGAUCAUCCCAUGUGUCGGGAAUAACCUGAUUCCAAUGGGCCCAGGAUAUGAGAACACCACUUUCCAGGCCUGCGCCGGUGUUGGUGGUGCGGUCCAAGGCCAGACCUAUGUCACUGGUGAACAAUACCUGGCCUCUCUGAGCUACUCUCAUUCACACGUGUGGCGUAAUUUCGGCAUUCUCUGGGCUUUGUGGGCUUUUUUCGUUGUCGUCACCAUUGUUGCUACAACACGAUGGAAGGCUGCAUCGGAGGCAGGUAACAUGCUGCUGAUCCCUAGAGAGACAUUGCGUGAACACCAUCAGAGUCUCGCUCUCAAGGACGAAGAAUCCCAAGUCAACGAGAAAGCCCGGCCCAAAGCCCAAGGUAACGCCCAGGACCCAAGCGAAGUCGACAAACAGCUCAUUCGCAACACCUCAAUUUUCACAUGGAAAGGUUUGACCUACACUGUCAAAACCCCAUCCGGAGACCGUGUUCUGUUGGACAACGUGUAUGGCUGGGUGAAACCUGGAAUGUUGGGCGCCCUGAUGGGUUCCUCGGGCGCCGGCAAAACAACUCUUUUGGAUGUCCUGGCUCAGCGCAAGACAGAAGGCACCAUCCGCGGCUCCAUCAUGGUGGAUGGACGUCCUUUGCCUGUCUCUUUCCAGCGGUCGGCAGGAUAUUGCGAGCAGCUUGAUGUCCACGAGCCAUUUGCCACUGUGAGAGAAGCACUCGAGUUCUCUGCCUUGCUCCGCCAGCCACGUCACAUCCCCCGUGAGGAAAAGUUGAAAUAUGUUGACACUAUCAUCGACCUUCUAGAGUUGCACGAUAUUGCCAACACUUUGAUUGGUCGCGUCGGCGCAGGCCUGAGUGUGGAACAACGCAAGAGAGUCACCAUCGGCGUUGAGCUUGUUUCGAAGCCCAGCAUCUUGAUAUUCUUGGAUGAGCCCACUUCCGGUCUCGACGGUCAAUCCGCCUACAAUACCGUCCGUUUCUUGCGCAAGCUAGCCGAUGUCGGUCAGGCGGUUCUGGUCACCAUCCAUCAGCCCUCUGCGCAGCUAUUUGCGGAAUUUGACACCUUGUUGCUUCUGGCUAAAGGAGGGAAGAUGGUCUAUUUCGGCGACAUUGGUGAUAACGGACAAACCGUGAAGAAUUAUUUUGCUCGCUUCGGCGCUCCAUGCCCUACCAAUGUCAAUCCGGCUGAGCACAUGAUUGACGUGGUCUCCGGCCACCUGUCGCAAGGACGUGAUUGGAAUCAGGUCUGGCUUGAAUCACCGGAGCACACUCGCGCCGUCCAGGAACUGGAUCAUAUGAUCAGCGAGGCAGCAUCCAAGCCACCCGGCACCGUGGAUGAUGGGCAUGAAUUCGCUAUGCCCAUCAUGGACCAGAUGAAGAUCGUCACGAAGCGAAUGUGCAUCUCACUCUUCCGCAACCUAGACUACCUCAUGAACAAAAUCGCCCUUCAUAUUGGCUCAGCGUUAUUCAAUGGCUUCUCAUUCUGGAUGAUCAGCGAGAGCGUCUCAUCCAUGCAACUCCGACUCUUCACAAUCUUUAACUUCAUUUUCGUGGCUCCAGGUGUCAUCAACCAGCUUCAACCCCUGUUCAUUGAGCGGCGCGAUAUUUACGAUACUCGAGAAAAGAAGUCCAAGAUGUACUCGUGGAAAGCCUUCGUUACAGCUCUCAUUGUAUCCGAGUUUCCAUACCUGUGCAUUUGCGCGGUGAUGUACUUUGUCUGCUGGUAUUACACUGUGGGAUUCCCAUCAGCGUCUGACAAGGCCGGUGCGAUGUUCUUUGUCAUGCUUUGCUACGAAUUCCUCUACACGGGAAUCGGCCAAUUUAUCGCCGCCUAUGCACCCAACGCUACCUUCGCCGCGUUGACCAAUCCCCUCGUCAUCGGUACCCUGGUUUCCUUCUGCGGUGUCCUGGUUCCCUACGCACAAAUCCAAGCAUUCUGGCGGUACUGGAUCUACUGGCUCAACCCCUUCAACUACCUCAUGGGCAGCAUGCUGGUCUUCGGCGUCUUCGAUACCCCCGUCAAGUGUAAGGACAGCGAGUACGCCGUCUUCGAUACACCCAACGGCACCACCUGCGCCAAUUACCUCUCCACCUUUAUGCAAGGUAUUGGCUCCCGCAUGAACCUCAUCAAUCCCGAGGCCACCUCCGACUGCCGUGUCUGCGAGUAUCGGGUUGGAAGCGAUUACCUCUACACCAUCAACUUGAAUGAUUACUACUAUGGCUGGCGCGACUCGGCCAUCGUGUGCAUCUUCGUCUUUUCUUCGUAUGCGAUGGUCUAUGUUCUGAUGAAGCUCCGGACCAAGGCUUCGAAGAAGGCGGAGUGA
Molecule: messenger RNA, 4269 nt
Organism: Aspergillus clavatus NRRL 1
Lineage: Eukaryota; Fungi; Ascomycota; Eurotiomycetes; Eurotiales; Aspergillaceae
Product: putative ABC multidrug transporter
Exons: 3
Coding region: 1-4269 (1422 amino acids)
Biological process (GO): transmembrane transport
Cellular component (GO): membrane
Molecular function (GO): ABC-type transporter activity; ATP binding; ATP hydrolysis activity
Source: RefSeq, a predicted model, not a curated record